GGUCGCAGUUAGGAGAGGAUCCGUACAGCAGGGAACGCGGUUGAAUCCAGAGCGCGCCUCCGUCGGAUCUCCUCUUCCUGCCGUCACAUCCACCGCUGGGUGAUGUGGGUUCAACCGGGAGAGAGGGGGAGGACCAAGGGUUUCUACACACUCACUCAUUCCAACGCACACACAGACAAACAGCACCAGAGUGCUGCAGUGUCAGCGCAGCGGGAGACUCGGAAGCCGAUGCAAUACACGCACAUAUAGAGACGCAUUUAUAUACAUAGACUCGCGGCCUUAAAACCGAAACUUGGUCUAUGGAGAGAUCUGCAGCGGCACCGUAGCGACGCAGGCCGUCAUGGACGAGUAUUUGCGGAGGGUCCAGAGCAGGCUCGUGAUAGUAGCAUCAGAGCAGUCCAUCCAUGCUGUUUUAGGAGGACCAGAGCCAGAUGUUGACACUGUGGCUGCAACGCUGUCUUUGGCUCUGCACCUUGGCGAGAAGGAGAAACUGUAUGGCAGACUCUGUGUGCCAGUGUUUUGUGGUCAGCAAUGUUCCACAGUUCUGCCUGAAGAUACAGUGCAGUAUCUUCAGACGAUGAACAUUCAUGAGAGUUUGCUGCUGUGGAGGGACGACAUCGACCUCUCAUCGCUUCAUCACACUGGAAAACUCUCUCUCACGCUGCUCAGAGAUGGACUUCUAGACAGGUCUGAGUACCACGCUUUGGAGUCUAGCAUCCUGCGAGUGGUCCAUCAUGACGGGCAGCAGGACACAGGGGACGAUGGGGCAUCGUUCGCAGUCACAACGGUCGCCAGGGAGAUUCGUCAAGAAGCAGCGGAGCACGUCAGAGCAACGCUAAGGAAGACUCUUGGAGAGGCCCUGAGGCUACAGAGUAAAUCAUUAUGGACCAAACAUGGCCGACAGUCAUCUGAACUGGAGGAGCUCAGGCAAUAUUUGGAUGAAUUAAGGGACAUCACAGCAGGUCGAGCCAAGGAGAAAUACUUGGAACAGCUGCACACAGCGGAGCUGAAGGAGUUUACUGGUGGGGGAAUGACAAUAGCAUUGUCUUCAGUCACCACAGAGAAUGAGGACUGGCAUGUUUUUGUGGAAGGGCUUAAAUCAGUCAGUCAGAACCAUAACCUCGAUGGACUGGUGGUGGUGCUCUUGUCCAGCAGUGAUACAGUUCACCAUUCUCACCGGCAGGUGGCUGUCUACUCAAACAACACAGCUUUCUUAAACCAGGUGAACCUGUUGGGAUGUUGUAGCAGGACAUCCUCAACUGAGGGCGUAGCAGGCAAUGUGGAGUUCUCCCAGGGUUCAUCUGGUAUCAUUGACAUGUUUGGUUCUGACAAUGACAGAGCAGAUGAAAGCAGUGCAGAUGCAAUAGCAAUAUCAAGGGUGAUGAGAGAUGGUGAGGAGGACACGGGUGGUACAGAAAACAGUGCUGUUGUGGAGCUUGUGAGUCCUGACAGUGGUAUGACAACCAUCCGCAGCAGUCGUUCGUCCAAGGAGAGUUCGGUGCUCCUUAGUGAUGACAGUACACUUGGGGAGAUAACAACAGGAGGAGUCUUAAUAAGAAACCCCUCUAACUUUGGAAUGUCAUCUCAAACUCCUCCUGUUCCACCUCAGAGGAAAAAACACCACCCUAGUAGAAAUGCAAAUGAUAACUUUAACCUCUCAAGUUUUGAUCCAAUGCAUCAUCAAACUGUGUCUAUAAAAAAAGAACUUGUAUGUGAUGAUUUAAGAGGAGGUCAAGAAGAAACAGGAAUGGAUACUUCCAACUUAUCAGAACUCGAAAAACUGAGCCUGCUGUAUUUCUCUGAGAAAUCAAUUGACACACUGGAAGGUGGUCGCUCUCUAACCGACCACCACGGUCAAAUCCUUGAGAGUGAAAUGACCGACAAUGUGGUUCUUCCAACUUCAAUCAAAAGUCUGAUUGACACUCCACCCAGCAGUUUUGAAAGAAUCAGUGACCUACCACAUAAGGAAAGUGAGGUACCAUGCUUUUCCAAAACAUGCAAUGAAUUUGGCUUUGACACACAAGGAGCCUUGUCUCCAAGUUAUAAUCAAGCCUCAAAUAGGACUCACAAUGUUGUGACAGAAAGAGAAGCCAGGGAGGAUAUUUUAAAGACAGAGAAUAUCCAUAAAAUGCAAAAAAGACCAGAACCUCAGCUAAGUCUAGUCACUGAGCAGUCUGUAUCAUAUGGAACAUGGAUUUCAGACUCAGAAUUGCAGGAUCAGUGGAACCCUGUUACAUUGUCUGAGCUACAAUUGACACCUCCAGAGGAGGAGGGAACUGGAAAAUUUAAGGCAGAUUUAAUGAGAGAAAAGAGAAAAGAAAAUCCCCAGUUGAUGUUGAGAAAGAAGGCAAUCCCUAAAACCUUAACACCAGAGUCUUCUAAAGAAGAUGAUGAAGCAGUUCAAGGUAAAAAAGAUAGACAGGUGGAACUUAUAGACUUCUGGACAUACUCGGCUCAGAAGGGAUUUCUAAAAUCUGACAGCGGAACCACUACGUCUUACCCAGACUCACUAGAUAUGUGGAACAUGACAAUCCGAGAUGACAGUCUGUCACCUCUUACGACCCCUGACAACUUAUCUGACAACUCAGGUUCCUUCUGUGGUGUGAACCACAAUGUUGUCGGAGGGUCAUCUUUGGAAAGUCUUCAAGAAUUCUCCGAUGGUGGAAUGAAGAUGUGGAACACCACUAUACAAGAAGACAGUUCUUCCACUGUAACAAGCCCCGAAGGACCUGAAAGUGGAAAAGAUCUCAGUCACAUGGGAUCACUGGAGGCCACCGAGUCUUCGGUGACAUAUACAGGCAAACAGUUGGAUGAAGAAAUGGUUACAGAAGAGAGGCAAGGUGGGUUUAUAGCUAUUGAUGAAACACCUGAAGACUUUGAGAGCAGAGGUAUGGAGCACAAUGUGAAAAUAGUAAUCGAGACUGCAGAGGAAAGUACACACAGUAAAGAAUCAGAUGAUGACACCCAGACACCUCAGAACCAACAGUCCUUUAUGCAAAACUUGGCAUCUGAAUGUUUGGAAAAUGAAUCUACUGCAGAUGAAAGCACCAACAUGUGGGAACUGCCUGCUCCUGGCAUGGUCAGCUCCACCUCAGAAUAUGACAAUGUGGGAGCCGGUAUUUGGAGCCUGGGAUCCUCACCUGACACCUAUGGUAGCCCUGCAGCAGACAUAGAAGGGUUGUCCAGCCCUUUUGUAGCUGUUACCAAACCAUUUCAUAAAAAUAAAGAUCAAUACCAUGAAGUUACUGGUAAUUCUGAUAUUGUAGUUUUAAAAAAAGAAGAGUCAGGAGAGCAAGUGUUUCAUUUUGGGGGUUUGAGUGAGUUUAAUCCUAUUACCAGGAUCAGAGGCAGUUCAUUGGAGAGUGAAUAUGACAACAGAAGCAUUGAAGAAUCAGUGGGAACGGAUUCUCCAUUUUUCAUGGUGGACAUUUCCCUUGAGAUUCCAACGGUCAACUAUCAUUUAAGGCCAGAAGAGUCUGAAGAAGAGACCAAACUCCAGACUGACCAACCAUCCCAAUCACAUGUGAGGAUAAAAAGCUCAGCAUCCGAUGUUUUGCCAAUAAAUGUGACCCACAGAGAAGAUGUAAUGACCACUGAAACCCAACUGUGGCCUGAUCAAGAAAGCAUUAAAGAUGAAGAUGUCAGAACAAUAGAAACUGUAUACCAAGGCCCAGGCUCUGAACAAAAGAAAGAGACUCUGAAAUUUAGCCCUGACAGCCUUCACCCAGGAAGUCGAGACGAAGCGCGUUCAAAUUCUGAUGGAGAUUCGUCUUCAGGCCUGGAAAUGGACUACAUUGUUGUGUCUGGUACAGUUAAAGAAGCUGAGAGGGUAUGGCACAGCAGGCCCAAACAAGGAGACAAACAAAGUAAAGGAACAAGGACCACUAUGGAGACUUUCAGCACACUUGUCUUUGCUGCCACAGCACUGCAAAGCCAGGUCCAGACCAGACACAGGGAGGACCAGGAGAACACUGAACAAGUUGCACAAAACCACAUGAUCAGAAACACAGAAAGUCCAGUUAGUCCUGCCACUGAGGAUGACAUACAGUCAGAACUCCUCAGUCACAGCCAAACAAACAACACUACAGAAGCCUUUAGUCCACCACAUUCCAUAGAGACCAGUCAGACACAGACUGAAGAAAAAGGCUUUGAAGAGAAGUCCGGCCUUGUAGGCAGAAGUGUGUCGCCAUCACUGAGAUACCCAUCUGAUAACUUUUUAAAAACCAGAGAGGAAGUUUAUGUGCAUUCACAAAUUUCUAUGGAGGACUCAGACGAGGGUGGACAGUCUCCUUCUGCACCACCAACAUGCCCAACAUCUUUGAAGACAUUUCAAGAGUGGGGAGGUCAGUUAGAGAGGCAGGACACUUCUGAAACGCAAUCUCCCGUUCUCACCAACAGCUCUGUCUCCCACUCGAGCUCUUUGACUGGAACUCCUCUGAGUGAAACCGGUAUCUCUGAUGAAAAAGGACUUGGGUUACCGUUUUCUGGUGAUUUAAUGGAGGAGGAGAAUUAUGAGGAAGAGCAAGAGGAGGAAACUGACCCUGAGCAUGAACAACAGACAAACUGGACUCCACACAUACCAAAACAACGGGAACAACUGUUGCCAUCGUCUGAUUUAAUAAGUUUCACUGAAGAGCCGUGCACUCAACAAGCAGGUGCACAGUUUAACCAGGACAGAAUGUUACAGGAACCAGGCGUUUAUCAUGAUGGUCAUUCGCUGAAAUCAGAAUCUUUGGUUUUAAGGAGACAUCAGAAUGCAUCAUCACAACCAACAAACGAGGAAGCUGCCUAUCAGUGGACAGAAACUCACCAUGUAACUCAGGGUCAACCACAAUACGGCUACAACUACCAUCACAUCGACCAAAGAACUGAAAACCAGGGCAUUUAUUUGACUUGUGGAGCAACCAGACCCAGCAGCCUGCCAAACAGCACUGAUGUCUAUGCUGAAUUUACCAGUGAGACUACAGCUGUACUUCAUGGCUGUGAGCAGAUGCAGGGAUAUUAUGAACACAGGGCUGGUGUUGAAUACAUUUUGGAUAAUUCUAAGGUACAGUACAGAGUGGAGAGGCACUUUGGAGAGGACUCCAGCUCCGUGUCUUCUCAACCCCAGUGUUCUCAGUAUCAGGAUAAAGACCAGUAUCAGUAUGAGGCUGAUCCUCCUCACUACCAACCCAGCUAUCAAUCAGAUGUGCACACUGAGAGGGAGGAUCAUGUCAGCUAUGUGCCAGAGGGAUACGUUCACUUUCUGCUCUCAAGAUUCUCCCAACAGGGAGACAGUGAAUCAGGGAUGAUGACCACGAAGGUCCCCGGUGCGGAAACAGCUGAAGUGCAGGAUAAUAGAGAAGAUCCUCUCUCCUUAGGAGACGUGUCGGCGGGCAGUUCUAAUCACAAAAGAAAGUUGGCAGCUCCACCACUGAACGUGUCCCUGGAGCACAGUGAAGGGUCUAUUCUCUCAGAAGACGCUCUGGACACAGACGAUGACUUGGACACUGGAGACGACCUUGACAUCAACAUUGACGAGUUAGACACAUCAGAUGAGGCUGACUCCCUGGAGUUAAACAGACCAGAGGGCUCAGAGGAGGCUCGUCAUGGUGCAGCAGCAGCUACAGACGACAUCCUUCCUAGACGUCAGUCAGCAGACAAUGGCAGAGACAGCAGACUGUGGAGGAGCGUGGUAAUUGGAGAACAUGAGCAUCGCAUCGAUAUGAAGAGCAUCGAGCCAUACAAAAGAGUAAUUUCUCAUGGUGGCUACUACGCUGAUCAGAAUGCCAUCAUUGUCUUUGCAGCAUGUUUCCUGCCAGACAGCGACUGUGACAAUUAUAAUUAUGUCAUGGAAAACUUAUUUCUAUAUGUUAUAAGCACCUUGGAACUAAUGGUGGCAGAGGAUUACAUGAUUGUGUACCUGAACGGUGCCACACCUCGCAGGAGGAUGCCUGGCUUUACCUGGAUGAAGAAGUGCUACCAAAUGAUAGACCGAAGAUUAAAGAAAAAUCUGAAGAGUUUUGUCAUCGUCCAUCCAUCCUGGUUCAUACGGACUGUGCUUGGAAUAACCAGACCGUUUAUAAGUUCCAAGUUCAGCAGUAAGAUCAAAUAUGUGCACAGUCUGCGAGAGCUGGGGGAAAUCAUUCCCAUGGAGUACGUCCACAUUCCACACAGCAUUGUCAAACUGGAUUCAGAUUUACAGAACACAGCAGCCAAAGCUGAAAGAAGAGGAAACGCUGAUGUUUGACAGAUGCAAAACCUCCAACGCCUGCUUGUCUUUUCCCUGCAACAUGCUGUAUUGAACCCAAAUAGUCUGAACAUAAGCACGCCUGAAGCAUGAUGUGCAUGGCAUUAGAAACAAACUUGAGAGGAAGAUGCUGUGGUGCAGAACAUAGGGCUUAUUCAAUAUGAGGGGGCACUGAUCUGAAGGUGCUCAUCUUCAUUUGUGAUUUGUUUAGAGUGAAGGAGACUGACACUGUGAUGCAGGGGAUGAUGACUUAUACUGUAUAACUGUACUUACACACAACACUUAUAUUUUCCUCCCAAAGUAUCAACCUUUGUUCUACUUAAUAUUGUUUUUGCCUUCUAUUUCACAGGUAAAGUACUAACCUGCCUUGUUUGUUUUAAGCAUCAAUCUGCCAUUUUAAUUGUUAUAGCUUUACCUUUUGUCACACACAGUAUAGUGUCAGUUUUUCUGAAGCUAAUGUAAAGUCUUACCAUUACACUCUAUAUGACCAACCAGAGAACACCUUAUGCUGCCCAACUGCUAAAAAAACAAAACUAUAUUUGUAUCCUUUAGACAUCCAGGAUGUUACGUCAAGGGAUAUAGAAUACUGAAUGUAGAAUUUAAUUUUUAGGUGGUUAUUGUUUACAAAUAUCUACAUACUUUGCCUGAAGUUUGUUAUGGCAUGAGAGAGUCUGGCCAAAUUAGUUUGAAAAUUAACUGUAUUUUAACACUGUGUCAUUCAACACCUUAAACAGUUGUAAAAACGCUACAUAUAGACAUAUGUGUUAGCACUCUACUGUAUACCACUGUGGGAAUACUUGAGAUGCCAUAUUAUAUGAGUAGCAAAGUAGCAGGUACUAAUAGCUGCAAUAACAUGUCGCAUGCUUUCAACUGCUGCAGUUUUAGGAAGGGUUUAUUUGUCUGGAUUUUUGGGUGGCUGUGUGUGUGUGUGUAUGCAUGCACUCUGGGAAAUAAUAUAAGAACACUUAUGUUCACUGAUGUUAAGAGUGGUAUCAUAUUGAGUGCCUAUUCAGAGCAAGACGAAUUGUGCUAACUUGUGCCCUCUUUAUGUUAUUUAUUUACAUUUUUGGCUUAUAUGGUCUUAGGCUUUUGUAAAAUGUGUAAAAUGUUUGUGUGUUUCAUUAAAGACAAUUCCCACACACACAAUCAAAACAUGUCAAAAAAUGUUUGUUUUUUUUAUUUUAUGUGUUACUAAAUUUGUGGUUUGCAUGGUCUUAGAUUGUUAUUGAAUAAAUUAUGUUUAUUUUGUUUUUAUCUUUCAUCUGUCUUCUUAAACAUUACUCAAACACAAUAACAGUUAUUGAGAUCAUAUUAAAUAUCUAGAUAUAAAUGUAAAGCUUACAAAUAAAAUGUUCAAUUAAGUUAAAACUGUAGUUACAACUAUUAAUAUUAAAU
Molecule: messenger RNA, 7624 nt
Organism: Cynoglossus semilaevis (tongue sole)
Lineage: Eukaryota; Metazoa; Chordata; Actinopteri; Pleuronectiformes; Cynoglossidae
Exons: 19
Coding region: 341-6229 (1962 amino acids)
Cellular component (GO): cytoplasm
Source: RefSeq, a predicted model, not a curated record